UCACAGCGGUGAUGGUGUGUCCUUCCGUGUGCCUCAGCCAGCUGAUACCCAUUUGUUCCUGCCACCUGAUUUUCACUUGGUUGAGGUCCUGUCUUCACUAUAAAGGACGGUUGACAUUCAGGGAUGUGGCCAUAGAUUUCUCUCAGGAGGAGUGGGAAUGUCUGCUGAACCCAGCUGAGCGGAAACUGUACACGGACGUGAUGCUGGAGAACUACAGGAACCUGUGCUCCCUGGGUCUUGCUAUCUCUAAGCCAGACCUAAUCUCCUUUUUGGAGAGAAUGAAGAAAGCCUCGGAUGUGAAGCAAGAAAAGACAGUGUCCAUCCACCCAGUUAUGCCUUCGGAAGACACCCAGGGCUUGUUGCCAGCACCGGACAUGGAAGAUUCAUUCCACAGAAUGCUUCUGAGUACGUGUAAUGGAGAGAGGAGUUAUCAAUUCAAUGACUCUUGCAAAAACUUUAGAGAAGGGUCAAAUCCUAAUAAGUAUCAGACAACUCAGUAUCCAGAGAAACAUUGUACAUAUGGGAAUGUCUUUGAUCAAAGCUCAAAUCUUAUAUAUCAGAAUCGUCAUAUUAUAGAGAAGACAAAGAAAUAUAGUGAAAGUGACAAAUCUUUGAACCGAUCUUUAAAUCUUACUGAACAUGAGAAUAUUCAUACUUGGGAGGAAUCUUACAAAUGUAAGCACUGUGGGAGAGUCUUUAUUCGAUUACCCAGUCUAAACAGAUGUAAGAAAAUCCAUACUGAAGAGAAGGCUUACAAGUGUAGAGAAUGUGGCAAAGCCUUUAUUCGGCGUUCACAUCUUACUAGACAUGAGAGAAUUCAUACUACAGAGAAACCUUACAAAUGUGAACAAUGUGGCAGAGCUUUUACUCAGCGUGCACAUCUUACUGUACAUGGGAGAAUCCAUACAGGAGAGAAGCCUUACAAAUGUGAACAGUGUGGCAAAGCCUUUAAUGGGCGUUCACAUCUUACUACACAUAAGAUAAUCCAUACUGGAGAGAAGCCUUACCAAUGUAGAGAAUGUGGUAAAGCCUUCUUUCGGAGUUCAAGUCUUACUCAACAUCAGAGAAUUCAUACAGGAGAGAAGCCUUACAAAUGUGGAGAAUGUGGAAAAGCUUUUAUUUACCGUUCACAGCUUACUACACACGUGAGAAUUCAUACUGGAGAGAGACCUUACAAAUGUGAGCAAUGUGGCAAAGCCUUUAACCGGUGUUCACAUCUUAGUCUACAUAAGAGAAUUCAUACUGGAGAGAAGCGUUACAAAUGUACAGAAUGUGGAAAAGCCUUUAUUCACCGUUUACAGCUUACUCGACAUGUGCGAAUUCAUAAUGGACAGAAAUUUUGUAAGUGAAGAAUUUGGAAAACACUAUUGUAGGACCUAGAGCCUCCUUCAAUAUCAGAGAAUACAUACUGGAGGGAAAUUCUCCAUUUCUAAUAGGUGAUGAAAGACCUGUGUCAAAAAUAUACACUUCAGAAAACCCAAAGAAUUUUUGCAAUAAAGUGACUUUAAAGAUGUAAAAAAAUGUGGGGAAGUGUUCAUCAAAAAUCAAAUGUGGAAUAUCAGAAUUGACAUUAGAGAGUAGUAAGUCAAGAACACUCUUCACAGCUUACCUUAAAUCAGAAUACUUAUAGUAAAUAAGCAAAAGUUAAAAAACUUAGAAAACUUUCUUAGUAUGUUUCAAUUUAAGAAACGGAGGAAUGUUGGACAGGUAUUAUUACUUUCAAUGUAUUUUUAUAUAUUGACAUUACUCAACGAUUUUGUUUUUCAAAAGGAAAUAUUAAUGUAAAUCCUCUCUAAAGUCACUUGACACUGUAUUUUUACACCUAGUGUGUGGUGAAUAAUGGCUUGAUUGUGGCUCCCUCAAAGAGCUGAGAGCCCUUGUAUGUUGGAUGCGAUUCACUCAGAUCUCCUUUUCUCUGGAAUGCUGACAGCACUGUAAUACACAAUAUAUGAAGAAAUCUAAAUGGAGAUGCUGUUUGGUUGACUUAGAACAUUGAUGUAAGUCACCGUGAAGUUGGUGUUCAGAGCAUCGUUCUCUGCAUUAAUGUAACACGGGAACAUUCUGAAUUUUAACUAGUUUUACCUGUUGUUCUUUAAGGAAAAUAGGUGGCAGUUCAUUAAAACCAUAAUGUAUUUUUGUAGUAGCGAAAGAUAGGCGUCGUUGAGUAUUAUAUGAUGUGGUUGAAAUAAAGAAGUCCUCAGAGGUACCUGAGAAAAGUACAGAAACUCAUACCUAAGUGCAUAAUUAUUGUACAUUCAUGUUUCCUAAACAAUGAGCCUCAGUCUUCAAACCCAUGGAAAACAGAGCUCUAAGGUUACUAUAUCAGAACAACCAGAAUGCUUCUUAAAUGCUUGUAUCUGUAUUUUGUCCAUAGAUCUUAUAGGAUGUUUACCAUGCUUUAUUUAGACUAUGUGCGAACUUUUAUUUUUAAUAAAAAUGCGAAUGAUUUUUAAUGUACUAACACUGAUGUGUAGUCAAUGACUUGUUAUCCUGCCACCUACGUUAACCUUUCCCACCUUAGUCACAGUGGUAAUCAACAAUUGCUAUUUGGUGAUGCUGUGGAAUGAGAGCAUUAGGAAUCCCUUUUCUUUGUGUUC
Rhinolophus ferrumequinum (greater horseshoe bat) is the source of this 2597-nucleotide messenger RNA. Its product is annotated as zinc finger protein 675-like. Gene Ontology annotation, molecular function: DNA-binding transcription repressor activity, RNA polymerase II-specific. The record is from RefSeq and is a predicted model, not a curated record. The transcript is spliced from 5 exons. Lineage: Eukaryota; Metazoa; Chordata; Mammalia; Chiroptera; Rhinolophidae. Gene Ontology annotation, biological process: negative regulation of transcription by RNA polymerase II. Bases 12 to 1349 code for a protein of 445 amino acids.